Danio aesculapii is the source of this 3967-nucleotide messenger RNA. RefSeq names its product chondroitin polymerizing factor 2 (gene chpf2). NCBI's taxonomy places the organism in Eukaryota, Metazoa, Chordata, Actinopteri, Cypriniformes, Danionidae. Bases 918 to 3212 code for a protein of 764 amino acids. Gene Ontology annotation, molecular function: glucuronosyl-N-acetylgalactosaminyl-proteoglycan 4-beta-N-acetylgalactosaminyltransferase activity. The transcript has 4 exons. Gene Ontology annotation, cellular component: Golgi cisterna membrane. The record is from RefSeq and is a predicted model, not a curated record.
AUCAGCCCGAAUGUGUGCAGCGGCAGCAGCGGGACUCGUGUAUACGUGGAACUGUUGUGCUCGUGCUGCUUGUUUCCUUGGGUCUGUUUAAACGCAUUGAGUCAAUCUUCCUCCUCCGCACAUCCGCAUGUAGACUCGAUCGACGAUGCUGGAGAUAUUUAGAGCAAAGUCAACGAAGUCAUUUCGCGACUGCUUUUGUAUUUUUCACAGAAGCAUUGGAACGAUACGAGCCAAAGGAGGUUAUCCACGGUGGACUGCAGUGUCUGCGGAUUAGUGUGUUUUGGGGGAAAUACAGCUGGUGCCUGCUAAUGUUGCUCUGCCUCGGUGUGCAGCUACGCGAGAUAUAAAUAUAGAAAUACCGGAGGAUUUAUUCAAUGUAAUGUAUCGCUAGUUGUCUUUCCAACGCAGAACCUUUCCUCAAAGUUGAGAUCCUGAACUUUAUUAUAUUUCAACUGUACAUCGACGUUGCAUGUUUGUUGUCUGCAAAUGGUCUCGAUUGGCUAGCAGUCUGACCUUACGAGCAUCACCGGUGAAGGCGACUCUCGCAUAAUGUUUGCAUACAUGUUCGCCAUAUCGCGUGCAGGAGAGUGUCCGGCUACACCACAGUGGACGAAUUCAUUAGCUGUGCCUUUGGUUUUGUAUAAUUGAAUGUUAAAUCAGGACCAUAUGUCCUUACUUUAGUAGUUUGAUUGUAAAGAAGCAGAUCAGAAUGCUUGCUCCUGCUCCUUUGCCAUUUUGACUAGUCAUGCUGAUCUUUGACACAAACUGACAAAAACCAAAUACCUUUGCAUAACCUGUCAAAUACCUGCACGCUAAUUACGAGUAAACAAGACUGUGCUGUUACUUGAACUGUUCUCUGAGGAAACCUCUGUAGACUUGUCAUCCAUUGACUGUCUCCCUGAAGACUCGUCUCCAGCAUGCGUCUUGCUUCUUUUCUGGCUGUUUUCCGGCCUGCUCUACCUCUCAUCCUGGGCCUGUCUUUGGGCUGCAGCCUCAGCCUCCUGAUGGUGUCCUGGACGCAGGGGGAGACUGAUGAGGCUUGUGGAGACGACCUGAGUAAUGGGAGACUCGUACACAACGGUCAUAUCAGAGAUCUCCACAAUGGCCAAGAAGGGGAUGGAAAUGAGGACUUCCAGCCUCGCAUUGUGCCCUAUCACAAAGAUCCCAACAAACCACACAAGAAAGUUCUUAGGACUCGCUACAUCCACACAGAGCUGGGCAUCCGAGAACGGCUUCUGGUGGGCAUCCUGAGCUCACGUGCCACUCUGAACACACUUGGGGUUGCGGUGAAUAAAACCGUAGCUCACCAUUUCCAUCGAACCUUCUUUUUCACUGGCCUUCGAAGUGCAAAGGCACCACACGGCAUGGCUGUCAUCGCUCAUGGUGAUGACCGACCCGUCUGGCUGAUGUAUGAAACCAUACGACACCUUCACCAGCAUCACGCCAAUGAGUAUGACUGGUUUUACCUUGCACAGGACGAUACGUACACACAAGCUGAAAGGAUCAUGGAGCUGGUUAAUCAUCUCAGUGCGGGACAGGACAUGUACAUGGGGCGGGCAGAGGAGUUUAUUGGUGGAGAAGAACGUGCCCGAUAUUGCCAUGGCGGAUAUGGGUACCUGCUGUCACGAAGCCUUCUAGCACGACUGCAGCCACAUCUGGACUCUUGUCGAAACGACAUCCUCAGCGUCAGGCCAGACGAGUGGCUUGGUCGAUGCAUCAUUGAUUACCUGGGUCUUAGCUGUGUGGAGAAGCAUCAGGAGAUGACGUACCGCUACUUUGAGCUGCAGAAGAAUGUGGACCCUGAGCGUGAGGACAGUGCACAGUUUAAGAACGCCUUCACUGUCCACCCCAUCUCUGAACCUGCCCUGAUGUAUCGCCUACACAAACGCUACAACCAGAUUGAAUUGGACUGGACAUAUGCGCAAAUUCAGCACUUACAGAAUCAGAUCAAUAACAUAAGUGAGCUCACUCCAGAGGGUAAAGCCGGAGCCACCUGGCCCAUUGGAAUCAACCCACCAUUCCGACCCAAAACCCGUUUUGAGGUGAUCAACUGGGAAUACUUCACAGAAGAGCACAUUUAUUCAUGUGCCGACAGCUCUCCAAAGUGUGAGCUUCGAGGAGCCGACCGGGCAGACGUCAGUUCAGUUCUGGAGACCGCAGUGGGCCGUCUAAAUGAGCGAUAUCAGCCCCAGUUGCGCUUCCGUAAGCGGCGUCUGCUAAACGGUUACCGGCGCUUCGAUCCCACACGAGGGAUGGAGUAUGUGCUGGAUUUGGCUCUGGAAGCCUUUACUCAGAAGGGUCACAGUCAGGUAAUCGCCAAGCGGGUGAAUCUGCUAAAGCCACUCAGUGCUGUGGAAAUCAUCCCUAUGCCAUAUGUGACGGAAGCAACACGAGUGCAGGUGAUCCUCCCUGUGACCGCACAUGACCAAGACUUUGUGGGCAACUUUUUGGACAUGUACGUCAUGAAUGCUCUGGAUACCCAUGACAAUGCUCUGCUCACCUUCUUGUUUGUUUAUGACCCAUUCGAUGCUCAGCGAGUCAGCCAGAUGGACGUCUUUGCCGGUGUGAAAGCUAUGAUUGGUGAGGUAGAGAAACGUUAUGGCGACGUCAAGAUCCCUUGGAUCAGUGUAAAGACUGAAGUUCCUUCACAGGUCAAGCUGAUGGACAUCAUCUCCAAGAAGCACCCAGUAGACACUCUGUUCUUCCUGGCCAGCGUAUGGACCGAGGUCAACGCUGACUUUCUCAACCGCUGUCGAAUGAAUGCUAUCAGCAAUUGGCAGGUCUUCUUCCCAAUCCACUUUCAAGAGUACAGUCCUGCUCUGGUCUACCGCGACCAGCAGCCUUCUGCCGCUUCAUCGUUUGCAUCUGAAACUCUGCGUGAUGGCCACUUUGACCGGCAUGUCUUUGAAGAAGCCUGUUUUUAUAAUGCAGAUUACAUGGCUGCCCGCACAAAAAUGGCAGCUGACAUCCUGGACAAUGAUGAGUUGCUGGAGAGCAUGGAUGUCUAUGAGAUCUUUGUACGUUACUCUGGGUUGCAUGUGUUUCGGGCUGUGGAGCCGGCGCUAGUUCAGAAGUAUGUGCACAGAGAAUGUAACCCACGCUUCAGCGAGGACAUCUAUCACCGCUGUGUCCUCAGUAACCUGGAGGGGCUGGCCUCUCGAUCACAUCUAGCCAUGGCUUUGUUUGAACAGGAGCAGGCCAACAGCACCUGAACUGACCAAUGCUGCAAUGUUAAGAUGGAACAAACUUCUUGAUUUUCAUUUAGGUGGCCUUACUUGACCUACUGAUAUUGCUCCAGUCAAUUGCACCCUGAUGCUGUGAACGUCUUUGCAAAGAUCAUCCAGUGAACUAGUUUAACUAAAUACAAUGACGAUGCCUUGCUGAAAGGACUAGUUCACAUUACAAUGAACUUUGUCUUCAUUUACUCAUGCUCACAUCGUGUUCAACUUUGUUUUUGGACAAAUCAGUUUUGAAGAAUGUUUUUGGUCCAUACAAUGAAUGUCAAAGAGGAUCAUUUCUUAAAUAUUCCUGCUUGUGUACUACAUGUGAAAGAAAUUCAGGUUUUGAAGUAAGCCGCUUUCCAUUUUCUUGGGUUUAAAGAUUUACAUAUAAAGGAAUUGAUCUAUAUAUGUUCCAGUGGUCAAGAAUACCUCAUUUAGGCAGUGAACGAUAUUGGUAAUAUCAUCUUAACUAACUUCAAAUAAAGCCUGAAGAAUGAGUUUCAACUUGUUUACAUAGCUUCCGAUGACUGAAUGCAGGAACCUAAAGUUCAUAGGUGAAAAGCUGAACAAACUCAGUCAUCAUUUAUUAUGUGAUCAUGUCAGACUUCAGGUGGUUAGUCGAGGUUCUAGUCUCCGCUACAAGAGCAUCUUGAGCCAUCCUGCUUCCUUCAGAUACGAUUGUAUGACCUUUUAACCGAAUGUGCUGAAUAUUUCAGAACUCAAUAAACAUCAUCUGUGAAAUCUGA